UCUCCUCUGCUCCAUUGCUUUGGUGAAGCCAAGAUGAAGUUCACAAUUGUCUUUGCUGGACUUCUUGGCGUCUUCCUGACUCCUGCCCUUACCUAUAAUAUCAAUGUCAAUGAUGACGGCAACAGUAAUGGAAGUGGGCAGCAGUCAGUGAGUAUCAACAAUGAACAUAACGUGGCCAAUGUUGACAACAACAAUGGAUGGAACUCCUGGAAUUCCAUCUGGGAUUACCAAAAUAGCUUUGCUGCAACCAGGCUGUUUGACAAGCAGGCAUGCUUUGUGCACAAAAUGAACAACGAUGUCAUGCCUUCUCUUCAAGACCUCGAUGCGCUGAUCAAGGAAAAGAAGCUUCAGGGCAAAGGACCAGGGGGACCUGCUCCCAGGGGCCUGAUAUACUCAAUCAACCCUGACAAAGUCAGUGACCUGAGCCAGUUUGGAGACUCCAUCUCUAACAUGUGCAGUGGGGUUCCAACAUACGUGGCUGAAGAGGUUCAAGGGGCAAGCCUGCUUUCUUACUCACAAAAGUGCUUCAUUGCUAAUAUACUCUGGAUUCUGAACAUUUCCUUCUGUGGAGAAGCACUGGAGAACUGA
Molecule: messenger RNA, 588 nt
Organism: Diceros bicornis minor
Lineage: Eukaryota; Metazoa; Chordata; Mammalia; Perissodactyla; Rhinocerotidae
Gene: GKN1
Product: gastrokine 1
Exons: 6
Coding region: 34-588 (184 amino acids)
Biological process (GO): regulation of cell population proliferation
Source: RefSeq, a predicted model, not a curated record